Messenger RNA from Rhinolophus ferrumequinum (greater horseshoe bat), 519 nucleotides. Its product is annotated as mitochondrial import inner membrane translocase subunit Tim17-B-like. Lineage: Eukaryota; Metazoa; Chordata; Mammalia; Chiroptera; Rhinolophidae. Gene Ontology annotation, molecular function: transmembrane protein transporter activity. The transcript has a single exon. The record is from RefSeq and is a predicted model, not a curated record. The coding region runs from base 1 to 519 and encodes 172 amino acids. Gene Ontology annotation, cellular component: TIM23 mitochondrial import inner membrane translocase complex; mitochondrial inner membrane. Gene Ontology annotation, biological process: protein import into mitochondrial matrix.
AUGGAGGAGUACGCUCGGGAGCCCUGCCCGUGGCGAAUCGUCGAUGACUGCGGUGGAGCCUUCACUAUGGGUGCCAUUGGUGGCGGAGUCUUCCAUGCCAUCAAGGGCUUCCGAAAUGCCCCUGUCGGAAUUCAGCACCGAUUGAGGGGUAGUGUCAACGCUAUGAGGAUCCGAGCCCCCCAGGUUGGAGGUAGCUUCGCGAUGUGGGGCAGCCUGUUCUCCACCAUUGACUGCGGCCUGGUGCAGCUGCGGGGCAAGGAAGACCCCUGGAACUCCAUCAGCAGCGGAGCGCUGACCGGGGCUAUGCUGGCUGCCCGCAGCGGCCCACUGGCCAUGGUGGGCUCGGCCAUGAUGGGCGGCAUCCUGUUGGCCCUCAUCGAGGGUGUUGGCAUCCUCUUCACUCGCCACACCGCCCAGCAGUUCCGCAACGCACCUCCCUUCCUGGAGGACCCCAGCCAGCUGCCCCGUAAGGAGGGGAGCCGGGCCCCAGGCUACCCCAGCUCUCAGCCAUACCACUAA